This is a messenger RNA of Carya illinoinensis, 1562 nucleotides long. Its product is annotated as bifunctional D-cysteine desulfhydrase/1-aminocyclopropane-1-carboxylate deaminase, mitochondrial-like. Bases 395 to 1444 code for a protein of 349 amino acids. NCBI's taxonomy places the organism in Eukaryota, Viridiplantae, Streptophyta, Magnoliopsida, Fagales, Juglandaceae. The transcript has 10 exons. Gene Ontology annotation, molecular function: D-cysteine desulfhydrase activity. The record is from RefSeq and is a predicted model, not a curated record.
UAAUAAUAGUGGACUAGGUGGAAUCAAAUGUUGUGCCACCGAUGGACGGUCCGCCCACUCACUCAUCCGCUCUUCACCAUUCCUCCCGUCAACAAAUCCUUCUGUCCCAUACGCCCCAGCAGCCUCUCUCACUCUCCGAUAAUGGACGCCAGCUCCAAAACCGUCGUCGGUGACGCACCACCGACGCAGCCAUUGGGCUUCGACUUCCUCACCAGGAAACCAUACGUCCCUCCUCACUGGGCCUCCCAUCUCAAUCCCAUCCCCUCUCACGUCUUCUCUCUUGGUCAUCUUCCGACUCCAAUCCACAAAUGGAAGCUCCCCAAUUUGCCAAACAACACCGAGGUCUGGUUGAAGAAGAAAAUUUGCAAUUCUAUAGCGUGAUGACCUUUCCGGCAUGCAACUGAGCGGGAACAAAGUCAGAAAAUUGGAGUUCUUGAUGGCCGAUGCCGUAGCGCAGGGUGCUGACUGUGUUAUAACAAUCGGAGGCAUCCAAAGCAACCACUGCCGCGCAACUGCUGUGGCUGCCAAGUAUCUGAAUCUUGACUGCUAUAUUAUACUAAGAACAUCUAAGGUCCUUGUGGACCAAGAUCCUGGACUGACUGGCAAUCUCCUGGUCGAGCGUUUAGUUGGAGCUCACGUCGAUCUUAUUUCGAAAGAAGAAUAUGCAAAAAUUGGAAGCGUGACUCUUACUAAUAUCUUGAAAGAGAAAUUGCUAAACGAAGGGAGAAGACCAUAUGUUAUUCCUGUAGGUGGAUCAAACUCCCUAGGGACUUGGGGAUAUAUUGAAGCAAUUAGGGAGAUUGAGCAGCAGCUUCAGACUGGGACUGGCCAUAUAAAAUUUGAUGAUAUAGUUGUAGCAUGUGGCAGUGGGGGUACUAUUGCUGGUCUUUCUCUCGGAUCAUCACUGAGUACAUUGGACGCAAAGGUUCAUGCAUUCUCUGUUUGUGACGACCCUGAUUACUUUUACGAGUUUGUUCAAGGCCUACUCGAUGGACUUGAUGCAGAUGUUGACUCACGUGAUAUUGUUAACAUUCAAAAUGCACACAUGAUUGAGAGAAAUUUUAUCUACUUCCUUAAUCAGGCUGAGGAUGCCAUUCAAUUGAUUAUUAAAAGAAGUAAUCGGAUUCUUAUCUUCCUUCAGGCCAAAGGUCUGGGCUAUGCAAUUAACACCUCUGAGGAGCUUAAAUUCGUUAGGGAAGUUGCUGCAGCCACUGGUGUUGUCCUUGAUCCAGUAUAUAGUGGGAAAGCUGCUUCUGGGAUGAUGAAAGACAUGGCUGAGAAUCCAAAGAAGUGGGAAGGGAGAAAGAUCCUCUUCAUACAUACGGGUGGACUCCUGGGUUUGUAUGACAAAGUUGAGCAGAUGGCCGCAUCUUUGGGGAAUUGGCGUCGAAUGGAUCUCGAUGAAGAAAUUCCUCGCACAGAUGGUAUUGGAAAAAUGUUCUAAAGUAAAACAAACAUGCAAGUGAUUGUGUAGCACUUUUGUGUUGAUGCACCUAAAAUACUCCCAUAUAUAUAUAUAUAAUAUGUAUGCACAUACUGAGUUGCGAGUUCGUUGCUCCAAA